Phragmites australis (common reed) is the source of this 1819-nucleotide messenger RNA. Its product is annotated as inactive FRIGIDA-like protein 2. Lineage: Eukaryota; Viridiplantae; Streptophyta; Magnoliopsida; Poales; Poaceae. The record is from RefSeq and is a predicted model, not a curated record. The transcript is spliced from 3 exons. The coding region runs from base 113 to 1657 and encodes 514 amino acids.
GGGCCUCUUCUCCGCCUGCCUUCUUCGUUUCUACCUUUCAGGCUCGGGCCGUUCCGACGCUCUCAACCACCAUCGCCGCACGCACCCCGAUAGGGUUUCCGUCGCCGGGGCCAUGGCCGACGCGGCGCCGUCCAUCCCCGCCGCGAUAGCCUCCCUCCAGACCUACUCCACCGCCCUCUCCGCCUUCACCGCCGCGUGGCGCGCCGUCGAAUCCGACGCAGUCGGUCUCGACUCCACCCUCGCCUCCCGCCUCGCCGGCUUCUCCAAGCUCGAGCUGCUGUGCUCCGCGAUGGACGGCUCCGGCCUCCGCGGGUACCUCACCGAGCACAGGGACGAGCUUAGGGAGCCCGCGCACGACCUCGACGCCGCCCUCCUGGUGGCGCCCGACCCGGGGCUCCUGGUCCUCUCCGCGGCCGCGGGGUUCUGCCGCGCGCCGCCGGAGGAGGCCAAGAGCGGCGGUGACGUCAAGGUGUCCUGCCGGAUGCUCAUCGGCCUGCUCGACCGGCUGCGCGCGAUUGGGGUGAAGCCGUCGCCGGAGGCGCGCGAGGAGGCCAGAGCUGUCGCGGCGGACUGGAAGCGAGGCAAGCGGAUCGGGACGGAGGUGAUGUUUAAGCAGGAGACGUUCGCCUUCCUGCUUCUCGUCGGGGUGUUUAGGCUGGUGGAUGAUGUUGGCGGCGCCGGCGAGGUGCUCGAUCUUAUCGUGUCGAUCGCGAGCCGGGAGCGCGCCGUUGAUGCGUUCGUCAGCCUUGGGCUCGAUCUCCACGAGCACAUGCCAGUUCUCAUUCAGAAAAUGAUACAAAAAGGCAAACAGCUAGAGGCGGUCAAAUUCAUUCAAGCUCUUAAUUUAGUGCAAAAAUAUCCUUUGUUGCCUGUUCUGCGGUCGUACAUUAAUGAUGCUGCAUUAGCUGGGAAGAUGAUCCGCAUCAGGGGAGAUGGUCUUGCUUCUCAUAAUGCAGCUGAUGCAAAAGAGCGUAUGCUGCUCGGAACAUUGCAGAAGUUCAUUAAGGAACAGAAUCUUGAAGAACUGCCUAUUUUGGAAGAAGCUAACAAGCGAAUGGCACAGUUGGAGCAGCAAAAAGCUGAGAGAAAGCGAGCUGCUGCCGCAGCAACAGCAGCUGCUCAAAAAGUUAGUAAGAACAUUGAGCAGCAGCAGAAGCAGCUACAACAGCUGAUGCAGCCUGCUAAGCGACCAAAACCAGAGAAUGUGGUGCAAGGUUCUUCAGGCCAGAACAUCCAUUCAGCUGGAACCCGUAGCCAACAAAUUACACCAAGGCAGAGCAUCCACGCAGCUGGAGUGCCAAAUCAGUAUCAAGCUUCUUUAACCCAGAAUGCACUGCCUGCAACCACUCAGAUUUUGCAGCUAGAUGCUGGGAGCCAUCGUCCAGUUGGCAUCCAAAGUCAGGUCCCGGUUGUGCCUGUUGUUCCGACUCGGUAUGGUGGCUUGGCAGAUUAUUACGGAGUGACGUCAUCCAGGCCAUAUAGGUCCGGCUCUCUAGCUACUGGACCAAGUGCUCUGAAUGUUCCAAGUGCGCGAGCAUCGUCAAGGUCAAAGCUCUAUUCAGAAGAUCCCCUCGCGGUUGUCUCCCGAUCAUCAGAUAAGAAGGGUUCAUCUUACAGCUAUUCUUUGUCAAAUAUGUCGACGUAUGAUCCUAAAUGAAUAGGAUUUGCUUUGCCUACCGCUGAACUAACCUUGAAAGUUUGGAUUUGAUGCCGAGCUCUGCCCCCUUUGUAAAUGAUAAAUAUUCAUUGUAGAAUACCAAGGUCCUGUUUGAAGCAAAGGAAAUGGAGCUGAAUCUUAUAGGAAAACAUUUCCUACGAA